AUGCCAAGAUUUAUUUUACUGUUAAUCUCCUUGACAACUAUUGGAUAUAUUUUCUGUGAAAAAUUAAAUGCAAAUAUCGACAUUAAUAAUAAACAAGAAUAUUGUUCAAACAAAGAUGCUGAUGAUUCAUUAUGUGAAAACCAGAUUUUCGAUCAACCAUCAUCAUCCAAGCUUAGUAAAUUAAAUAUGGCUGGUGCUUCUGAACGUACUUUUAUUAUGGUUAAGCCCGAUGGUGUACAACGUGGACUUGUUGGUGAUAUAAUUCAUCGAUUUGAACAACGUGGAUACAAACUUGUUGCGCUUAAAAUGAUUCAAGCACCUAAAGCUUUGCUUGAAAGUCAUUAUGAAGAACAUAAAGGUAAGAAAUUUUAUGAACCACUUUUAACCUACAUCGGCAGUGGACCCGUCGUUGCUAUGGUUUGGGAAGGUUUAAAUGUUAUAACAGUUGGUCGUAAAAUGCUUGGUGCUACCGAUCCAGCUAAAUCUGACCCUGGUACAAUUCGUGGUGAUUUUGGUAUUGUUACAGGACGUAAUAUUGUUCACGGUAGCGACUCGGAAAGUGCAGCUAAACGUGAAAUUGAUUUAUGGUUCCGACCAGAUGAAGUUUCCAACUGGGUACAUACAGCCGAACGAUGGAUCUAUGAGUGA
Messenger RNA from Rotaria sp. Silwood2, 648 nucleotides. Lineage: Eukaryota; Metazoa; Rotifera; Eurotatoria; Philodinida; Philodinidae. The record is from the annotation of a GenBank genome assembly.